This is a messenger RNA of Daucus carota subsp. sativus, 2888 nucleotides long. RefSeq lists its product as uncharacterized. Lineage: Eukaryota; Viridiplantae; Streptophyta; Magnoliopsida; Apiales; Apiaceae. The transcript has 7 exons. The record is from RefSeq and is a predicted model, not a curated record. The coding region runs from base 193 to 2820 and encodes 875 amino acids.
UAAUAAAUGGUGAUACACGUUCUUGUCAGACUCAUAUUAGUCUUGUUACUCUCGCUGUAAUAAUUAUCUCUAUCUAUCUUCCUUGUCUUCUUCUCUCCCUCUUUGUUUCACUCUCUCAAACAACCUGCUCUUCAUUUUCCAGCGUCAGUUGUAGAGCGAUUGCAAGCUCAGGAACUAGUUUCAAACUUCCUAAUGAUUGGCGGUAAAGUAGUUUUGACGUAUAAACGAAAGAGAUCAUCAGUAAGGACCAGCCCUGUCCGUGAAGAUGGAUGCCCUAGGUCAUACUCCAGUGAUCAAAUUUCCAUAGAGUCAUAUGAAAAUCGAGUGUGUGAGCUUCAAGAUCAGAGUAAUGAUUCAGAGCACCUGAAAACUCGGAACUGGCUGAGCACUGUCAUUGAGGCACAAGAUACACCAGAGUCACUUGAAGUUUGUAAAUCAAGCACAAGAAAUCUAAAGAAACAUGUUGAAGAAUCUGCUUUCAGAGACACAUCCUCAAGUCAUGAUAAGUUGGGAAUUUCUUGUGAAAGGAUCUCUGAGAAGAACAUUUCAACAGAAUUAUCAUCCAACGAUCAUCCAAGUAUGAUGGAAUUGUGCAUGAACUCUGUUCGGUCAUGUGCUGAUGGACUUAACCAUGAAAGUUCAGCUUCUCAAUCAAUGAAUACAUAUAUUGGAAAGAACUCUGAUAUUCUGAGCAUAAAAUCUUUAAAUGAAAAAAAUUGUGCCUCCAAGUGUGUGGAUGGAUCUGAACUCAAUGAACUUGAUGUGAAAGAAAGAGCUCUACUUGCUAAAGGUAUAACAGCCAACAUCUGUGGCAACAUACUCAAAAGAACAAGGUUUUCUCCGCUUUUUAUUUUCAGGCGAAGGUCCAAAAUAGAAAAGAUUGCGAAUGUGAUAGAUGAAGAAAAGAAGUCACUGCUUGAGGAGGAUAAGGGUGCAUCACUAGACAAGGGUGUAAGUUCUUCACAAUAUAAAACCUCUAUAUGUGAAGCAGUAACUGGUGAAGACUGCUUGGUUGACCCCUUAAGAGAUCUGAAUCAGCCAGAAGUAAGCCUUGAGGUCGCCAGACAAGAUAUUUGUUCACCAUAUGCCCAGGCUGAUUCUAUUGCUGGAAUUCUGACUAGUGCUAAUCACGUGGAAGAAACACCUUGCAUGGAGAAGGACAUAAGUAAAGACAUCACACCUCUUGCCACUGACCAAGCAGAUCCUUCUGCUACUUGUGCCAGAAUCUCGUCAAAUAUUGGCAAUGAAGAUCUGUUUUGUGCAGCUGCGGCUGAAACUGAGCAACAGACGUCAUCUAUCAAGAAUGAUUUUGUUAAUAACAAGUCUCAAUUCGUUUCAAGUGAUAAUGUGGAGGGCAAAAUUUUUGAUCGCACGCGAUCUGAAGGCUCCCCCGGAUAUACAGAGCUAGCUGCCAUUCCUCCUGGUUCAUGUGGAGUAUUGAAUUGCAACGUAUCAUUGGAUUUGCGCUCCAAUGAAAAUCGAAUUCCUACAAUUUCAGAAGCUCAUCGUGAUUCUAAAGAUUCCACUAGCAGUAAUGCUCCUAUCCUGCAACAGUUGGCUCCCCGGGGCCAGCUUUUGGAUCUUCUAAAUCCUAAAGUAGGAGAAUUGUCAUUUGUGCACCAUGCUGAUGUUAAAGGUAGUUCCACAUUGGUUAAAGAUGGCAGUGGAGAGUUCAUUUCAGAGUACAUGGGAGCUGCAUCAGAGAACAAUUAUCAGCAGCACGAAGCAAUAGCUUACAGGGCUUCUGAAGAAAGCAGACUAUUUUCAUUGGAACAAGGUAGGAGCCAGCCCAGAUUUGCUGCACGAUCUGCAGAUUUUCUUGGUUUAUCCCUUCUUCCAGAACCCAGAUGUGUUUAUGCCCCCAAUGCGUGUAACUUUGUUGGAAGAACUAGCGAAUUUGUUCAAGAAGCACAUUCUCAGCUUUCUUCAGUUCAGAGAUCAUCUCUUGUCAGACAUGAACUGAUGCUUGAUAACGUCGUAACAAGAGCAGGAGCAGUAAACGGAAAGAGAAGCUGUUUCUUUGAUAAUUUCCAGAGGCCAACCACCUGGUCAGAAGAAGAACUGGACUUUCUUUGGAUUGGUGUUAGAAGACAUGGAAGAGGAAAUUGGAAUACGAUGCUAAUGGAUCCCAGGCUGCACUUUUUGUUGUGGAGGUCGCCUCAGGAGCUGGCUCAGCGUUGGGAUGAGGAGCAAUCCAAACAUUUUAGUGGCAUAUCACCAUUUCAUGGGAAGCAUUUUAGACCAACUGACAUCCACAAGAGGAACUACUUCCACUCCAGAGCUGGAUUCCCGAUGGAGGGUCUGGCUGAUGAAGUCCAAUUUUCACUAGGAGAUUCAAAUGCCUGUCAUCUAGACAAUAAUGUCCCAGUCAACAAUUGUCAAAUCAACGGGAUUGAACAGAUCCGUGGGCCAUAUACAAGCAUGAAUACACUUCACACCAAACACUAUGAUAAGUACUGCAGAGGAAAAUAUGGAAGCACGUCAAUUUCAGGUACUGAAAUUUCUUCAGCUGAUGGCGCGACAAGUGGUUUGACUACGAAGGGUAAUUUACCUCAUUGGCUCAGAGAAGCAGUUAAUGUUCCUCCAUCCAUACAUCCGCCAGGAAUGCAGUUUGUCAAUCAAACUUAUCCCGCUUAUUCUGCAGUUGGUAACUUAACAGAAGCUUGUACUAUUGGCACAUUAGGUAGUCGAAAUGGAGUAUCUGCGUCAAGUGGAACUGACCAGUGUCAUGCCAACGGACAGAAAGAUGACCUGAUUGUUAUCGACAGCGAUGCAUCUUCUGAAGAAACAAUAUCUGAUGAUCAUAACACUAGGCAUUAGCGUUAAGAAUAUAUAUUGUGUAAUAUGUAACAUCAAUGUAAUUUUAUAUUGGAUUGGUGCUCUCGAAA